Messenger RNA from Chrysemys picta bellii (western painted turtle), 878 nucleotides. The record is from RefSeq and is a predicted model, not a curated record. Lineage: Eukaryota; Metazoa; Chordata; Testudines; Emydidae.
ACCCUCUGUGACACUUUCACUUUCCGUCUCCAGCUGGCAGACGGGCUCUGCUCUGUCCCAGGGGAUGGGGCAGCCGAUCCCUUGUGGGGCUUUCUCGGCUGGCCCAGCGCUUCCUGGGGCAAAGUCUCCGGGGCGAGGCCAGGGGCAGGGUGCACCCGGAGAGUCGCUCUGUUGGGGAGCCCAGUGGGGAGCGUCUCGGCCGAUAUAGGGGGAGAGUGACUGGGCUCAGCAUGGCCCUGCCUGUCCCCCUCCCCCUCCCUCUCCUCCUGCUGGGGGUCUUUGCCGUCCCAGGGGGCUGUUCCCACCCAGGCCUGCACUCGCUGCGCUAUUUCUACACGGCGGUGUCGGAGCCCGGCCCGGGGCUGCCCCAGUUCACCGUGGUCGGGUACUUGGACGACCAGCUCUUCUUCCAUUUCGACAGCGAGGUGAAGCAGGCCCAGCCUCGUGCCCCCUGGAUCCAGGCCGAGGGGCCCGAGUACUGGGACCGGCAGACCUGGAUCGCCAAGGGCUGGCAGGAGGCCUUCAACGGCAACGUCCGCAUCGCCAUGGAGCGCUACAACCAGAGCGGGGGCCUGCACGCCUUCCAGUACAUGUACGGCUGUGAGCUGCGGGCGGACGGUGGCACGGGGGGCUUCCGGCAGUACGGCUACGACGGGCGGGAUUUCCUCUCCUACGACACCCGCACCCACGCCUGGGUGGCACCCAGCAAGGAGGCCGAGAUCACCAAGGGGAAGAUGGAGGCCGACAGGCAUCUGAGUCAGCAGCAGCGGGACUAUCUGGAGAAGAAAUGCGUCGAGUGGCUGCAGAAAUACCUGAGCUACGGAAACGAGACGCUGCAGAGGAGAGAGCGCCCGGCCGUGCGGGUCACCAGCAGAGAC